CAAGAAACGGUGCUGCGACUUUUUCCUGCUUUUUUAAAGUUAAUUAUUUUCUAUUUGCACCUGCCGAAGUGAUAUGCAAAUAGCGUCCAAUUAGCACUGGAAAGUAAUAGAUUGCAACCGCACUAGUGACUAACGACGUCGAGUGUUUUGAUUCGUGGCUUUUUGUUUAUAACCAUUGUUGGUUGCAGUGGCCAGCUUUUGUGUUUUCUUUUUCCCAGUCGGAAGGGUCGUGCCUCCAAGAAAGUGCGAAACUAAAGAUCGCCUUUGAAAGAUCUUGAACCGUGUUUUCAUUGUAUUGUGUUGUUUUUAAUCAGGCUUGUAGUGUGUGCUGGUUGAUUUUCAUUUUGCUCUGUCGACUGGCAAUUGGUAGGUGACAGUUUUUCACCUACAUCUUUGCCUCCCACCGAGAUCCCUUGUCCGGUUUUGUUUUGCUUGUGCCACUCGUGUAUCGCCGCUGUCGUCGUCAGUCAGAUUCAGCUGUCAUCCACAACGGUUUGUACUUACACGACGAAUGAACCAUCAGUAGGAGGUAUUUGUACGGUCGGACGGCGGAGGCGCUUUAACCUUUCUGACAUUGAAACUGCUCGUGAGUGCGGCUUGUGUGUGAAGCUGCGACUGUCGGAGCUCACUAUUCUCUGUCGAUCGGUGGAAGCAGCAGCAACUGGCAGUAUUGCCGAUUCCCGGAGUGCCAUCAACGGAAGACAAACGAGCCGGAUCCCCAGUGUUGUUGAAUGGCCAACAGCUAAUCCGCUGCGGGAAUACCAAGUUCGGAUUUUUUAGUUCGUUCUCAGUUCGGUUUAAGUUUUCUUUUCUUUUGCCAAAUUGCUGUGCUGUGGUGCUGUGCGCGGGUGUUGAUUCAUUUCGGGUAGUGUUCGACGGAAAAAGAUUAGCCAACGAAAAAGAAUGGCCAAAGACGAGGAGGAUGAUUUGCUGCCCGAUAAGGACGCCGCUAAGGGGUUCUACGCCAAGUAUGAACCGAAGGAAAUCCUCGGAAGAGGCAUCAGCUCCACAGUGCGACGAUGCAUCGAGAAGGAAACGGGCAAGGAGUUUGCUGCCAAAAUCAUCGAUCUUGGGGCGGCGGAAUCUAACGAUUCCAAUCACAUGCUGGAAGCAACCCGGCAGGAGAUCCAGAUUUUGCGCCAAGUCAUGGGACACAAGUAUAUCAUCGAGCUGCAAGAUGUGUUCGAAUCAGAUGCCUUUAUUUUUCUGGUCUUUGAACUUUGCCGGCAGGGUGAAUUGUUCGACUAUCUGACCUCGGUGGUGACGCUGUCGGAGAAGAAAUCCCGGUACAUAAUGAGGCAAAUCUUCGAAGGAGUCGAUUAUAUCCACUCGCGAAAUAUUGUGCAUCGUGAUUUGAAGCCCGAAAAUAUCCUGCUGGACGACAGUUUGAACGUCAAGAUCACCGAUUUUGGAUUCGCACGGAAGCUGAAAGACGGUGAAAAAUUGUACGAUUUGUGCGGCACACCUGGCUACUUAGCACCGGAGACGCUGAAAUGCAACAUGUUCGAAGAUGCCCCCGGCUACUCGAAGGAAGUCGACAUUUGGGCUUGUGGUGUCAUCAUGUUCACACUGCUGGUCGGUUGUCCACCGUUCUGGCACCGGAAGCAGAUGGUCAUGCUGCGGAACAUCAUGGAGGGCAAGUACAGCUUCACCUCGCCCGAGUGGGCCGACAUUUCCGAGGAUCCGAAAGAUCUGAUCCGCAAGUGUCUGGUGGUGGAUCCGACGAAGCGCAUAACCGUGACAGAGGCCUUGAAGCAUCCGUUCUUCAACACAGUACUUUUCGAGCAAGACAUUGGCCCACUGAAGCGCAGCCUAUCGGCCAAAUCGAGACGGUUGAGUCGUAUCGCCGACCUGGCACUGGGCGUCCCGGAAAAAUUACGUAAACAAAGUCAGUUUAAUGCUAGAAAAAAGUUUCAAUUCGCUAUAUUAUGUGUUAGAGCAAUGGUUAGAAUAAAGAGGCUACGGUACACGCCGGAACCGUUGCGGGCCGAGGACGCACUAAGAGACCCCUACCGCAUCAAGGUCCUUCGGAAGGUCAUUGACGGCUGUGCAUUUCGGGUGUACGGUCACUGGGUCAAGAAGGGCGAGGGCCAGAAUCGGGCCGCCCUGUUCGAGAAUACACCUCGAUGCGAGGUUUACAAUCUUUAUAUCAACAGUCUUACUCGAUAAGCUGUAGCAGCGGCUAGUGGGUCGGUAGGGAAACAGAAGGAAGGAAAACAAAAAGAAAGGCUCUUUAUUUUGUCUCUAAGUAGGUAACAAAGGUUAUGUACGAUCCGAGCCCAGUCAUUUGGCUGCGAAGACUGGGUGAAGACGUUCAACUAUGUGGAUAUCUGAUUAGAUCACACUGUUAGUGGGAUUUGGGUGAUCAUUCUAGUGUGUUUACCUAAUAGAUAGUAAUAAUGUCGCUAGUAAGUCUAAAUCUAAAGCUAUACUAAUUUUCCACAUUUAUUUAUUACGCGUAUUUUGGCAAGCAAGUUUACUAGCUUGAGUUAGGGGUUCGAACAUUUUGUUGCUAAAAUAUAUCACCUUUAUUGAUCAGGUAAAAGGAAUUCCGAAAUUGAACUGAGAAGCAAUUAGCUCAUAUCAGAAGGGCAAACCCUUUAGUUUGUAGUUUUUUUCUGCUGAAAUAAUUAUUUGCGCUGAUGUUUUACAAUGUUCGAACAUUACACUACCGCUUCUUAAAUAAAUGAUGCCAGAAAAUGAUAGAGCACAGUCUUAGAGUUAUAUAAGCUUAUAAGCAAUGUUGAGUAGCUAUCGAAAUUGUUUCUUGAUAUUAUGAAUCGAUUAGUUUUUUGCCCAAGUCGAGCUUAGGUGUUGUUGAAGAUCCAGAGCAAAUUACACUCUGAAAAGACAAGUAGAUUUCCCUAAAUCUAGCCAAGCAGUAGGUUAUUUCUAAGCCGAUGAUUGUACGAAAAAUUCAGCCAUGUGAUGGAAGGUAAGAUUUGGAAAAAUCUUCGGAUUGCAGUUUUUCUAACUUUACGGAGAGAUGUGAUUAGAAUCAAAAAAAUAAUCGAUAGGAAACCUUGUUCACCACCAGAAGAAAACCCCCUAACGUGAGAAUAUUCAUUACACUUAAAAACAACAGCAAACGAAAUGUGUCACAAUGCUGUUGAUUCUUAAUCAAAUAAUAGAAAACU
Messenger RNA from Sabethes cyaneus, 3137 nucleotides. RefSeq names its product phosphorylase b kinase gamma catalytic chain, skeletal muscle/heart isoform (gene PhKgamma). The record is from RefSeq and is a predicted model, not a curated record. Gene Ontology annotation, cellular component: phosphorylase kinase complex. The transcript has 11 exons. Gene Ontology annotation, biological process: glycogen biosynthetic process; protein phosphorylation. The coding region runs from base 904 to 2169 and encodes 421 amino acids. Lineage: Eukaryota; Metazoa; Arthropoda; Insecta; Diptera; Culicidae. Gene Ontology annotation, molecular function: ATP binding; phosphorylase kinase activity; calmodulin binding.